UAGUCGUGGCCAUUGACUGAGCAAACUAGCUGUCAUAUCAGUGUUGCCGCGCGAGAUCCUGUAGCCGAGGAGAGAAAGGGUUUCGACUUCCGAUGAUUGCGUGACAACCCCACCCUUCGCAGCUAGGACGAACACUGGAAUUCAAUCGCACAGGUACGCCCGCAGAAUUGCCCGUUCCAAUGGCAGCUGGGUCCCGGCCGCUGCUGCUACAAGUCGCAGUCUCAGGGCAGACAUAUCACAAUUUACUACCAUGUGCGCGAAGCUAGCACAGGCCGCUCGCAAUUGCAGCAGAAAGAGAGUGCUAAAGUAGAGGCUGGCUGUGCCAACAUUACUUUCUGAAAGCAUCGUCCAGCGCUCGACAGGAAAGCCCAGAAUUGGUUUAUCCUUCUGCAAUGCACACUGCUGAUUUGGCUAGUGAGCGUAAGCUAGCAUAAACUAUACAACUGUUCCCCCGGCUUUCCAGCUACCAGCGGGGAUUGUUCACUUCUGAUCGAGUUUUCCAUUCCAACAACAAGCCAGAACCACAGGGAUUGUUCAACGCAGAUGCAAGUUAGUGAAGUGUUUAUCGAGUAUCCCUCCCGCGCACGUAAUCACACAUACAUUCAAGUCAGUGUGACCGAGAACAACUACCUGAAGUCGGUGGAGGCGUUUGUUUGCCUGGGAAGCCUCGUGGGGAGAACCGUGGCCAGGUGUGUGGUGUCCUUGCGUGUGUGUGCCACUAAAGGUGUCAACCUCACCAACAAAGAGUAGCAGUUUUGCCUCAUUGCUAUUCGCCAGCAACUGGCAAGGACAUCCUGCUGGAACAGUCCGAAGGACUUGCUCAUUGCACUGAGAGCGGCUUGUUGGACAUCACUUCCCUCGCAGCAUCAUGUCGGAGUGGGAGAACUUGGAGAUUCCUGAGCUUCAGCUGAAGCUGAAGGAAGCAGCUACGUACCAGGAACGCUCGGCCAUUCGCAAAGUUCUGCACAAGAAGCAGCUGCGCGGCGGCGGCGGAAAGAACAUCGGAAAGUCGGCGGCCCCGAGCGGCGCCACGGUCAAGCGGAGACCGAGCCGCGAGUCGCGCUCCAUUGGCGUCGUGCGCGACUACGUCCGCAAGGGCUCGGACGUCACCGAUCAGGACCGGUGCAGCCCCGAUAUUAAAUACACUCCGUCCGGGAAACGCGAUUCCAGCAACAACAGCUCGGCACGGUCGACGCCAGACCUCGACGCGGGGACGCAGAGCCCCAGCGAGAACGGCCGGAGCAAUGCGGACGUCGAGAUCUCGCAGCUCGACGCCGCGGUGGAGGCUGACAAACCUCACGUGGAGGUGAUAGAGCAGCAGGAUCCCGUGCCAAGAAAAACCAACAGUGCACCACAGGAAGCUCCGCAGCAGCCCGAGCCAGUGGAGAGACCUUCAGCACCAGCUACCCAGUCAUCAGCAAGCAGCCAGGGAGAUGACUUGAGCGACUUCCUGACGGAGAGUGCACUAGAGUCAGCGAUUGCCAAAUCGUCAGACUACAACCAGAGAAGGGAGCUGAGGACUCAGCUACGCAAGAUGAGAGUAGAUAAGCGUGCGGGCCGCAACACCAGGGGCAGAGCCUCGCAGAAUAGCGAGUCCGAGGGCAGCCGGGACAGAGAGCCGGCACCCGCGGCAGCAUCUCCCUCCCCGGUUCCCGCUGCUCCCGUUGAGCCAGAGCCAGAGCCAGAGCCAGCAGAGUCUGAGAAGCCUGAGAGCGAGACAGCAGUGGAGAGAAAAGACGAAGAGGAAAGGCCAGAUGAGCAGCCGCAGCAGCAGCAGCAGCAACAACAGGAACAAAAUGAAGAGCCAGCAACAACCCCAGCUAGAGUGGAUGCAGAGAGCAUUGACAUUGUUGUGGAGGAUACCGGUAGUGAUCAGGACGAGGCUAGCAGACUGGAGAGAGAGUCUUCCCUGGACGAGGACAAAAUCCUACGCAAGUCAGCCACAGCGCCUAGCAACACGUUCAGUACAAAGGCACCAUCACUCGAUGGCGAUGAAGGAGUUUCGGACUUCCGCACAGUGCUACGCCGCUCCCCGUCACCAUCCAUGCCCAAGGCCAACCAGAGUAAAUCCGAGGCCGCGCAGUUGGAUUUCCGUACCGUCCUGCACAAGACCGAUGGCGGAAUCUCGCCAAAGAAGACUCUCGAGGUCGGCGAGCAGAAGUACCGCUCAGAGAAAGGACGCCAGGAGGACUUCCGCGGACAGCUGAAGCGCAAAGUUGAGACCAAGGACUGCUCAAGUGCCGCACCCAAGCGGUCGGCCACUGCUCGCCAAGAGGACUUCCGGGGUCUGCUGAAGAAGCCAGAGGAGGGCGGUCGCUCGCCACGCAACAGCCUGACCCCGGCCACCACCCCACCUCCACCGCGAUCCGAAAGCAGUCCGCAGUCCGACGACGCCGACCCACCAAACAAGGACGAGGAUACUGAAGUAACCAGUACGCUGCAGGCAGAGACCUCGCCACCAAGGAAAUCGCCUGUUCCCCCACCUGUCAAAAGCAAGCCCAAGGCCAGCUCACGACCAUCACCUGUACCACCAGAGAUGCGAGAGGAGCUAAGUGAAGACCCCAUUCAACAAUCACAAGAUGGGGAAACACAGGGUGACACAAGCAUUGAAGCUCAAGCCGAUGAUUCCAACGAAGAUAAUGCCACUCGGGCGGUCGAGGACGAAGAUCGUGACGCGGUAGAGGAUGAUGAGAACUAGACACUGCUGUGGCUUGUGUGCCCCAACAACAUAUCAAUGAAUUCAUGCAG
Messenger RNA from Sycon ciliatum, 2748 nucleotides. Its product is annotated as splicing factor, arginine/serine-rich 19-like. The transcript is spliced from 6 exons. The coding region runs from base 869 to 2698 and encodes 609 amino acids. Lineage: Eukaryota; Metazoa; Porifera; Calcarea; Leucosolenida; Sycettidae. The record is from RefSeq and is a predicted model, not a curated record.